Radiomyces spectabilis is the source of this 952-nucleotide messenger RNA. Its product is annotated as U6 snRNA phosphodiesterase Usb1. NCBI's taxonomy places the organism in Eukaryota, Fungi, Mucoromycota, Mucoromycetes, Mucorales, Radiomycetaceae. The transcript is spliced from 6 exons. Gene Ontology annotation, molecular function: 3'-5'-RNA exonuclease activity. The record is from RefSeq and is a predicted model, not a curated record. Gene Ontology annotation, biological process: U6 snRNA 3'-end processing. Bases 197 to 871 code for a protein of 224 amino acids. Gene Ontology annotation, cellular component: nucleus.
AAAGGCUGUCACUGCUUUUUUUUCUGUUUUCCCUCACGCCCUGCACCCAGUGAUGGACGCACUGAUCAAUUACUCGUCGUCGUCUGAUGAGAGCGAUAGUGAGAUGGAUCGUAAACGAUCCUUGAAAGAUGACGAUGCUCCCGAUGCCAAACGGUAUAGCGUGUAGUAUUUUCAGAUCAGGAACAGUGAAUAUUGAAUGCCCCAUUACAGUGCGCGAUUGCCUCCUCUGCCCUCUUUCUUCAAAGCUGCACCUGUGCCGAGCGAUCCCAGCUUGCACCGAGGACGACAGCGUAGCAGACCUCAUACCGAGAACAGUUGGGCGACUCACGUCUAUGUCAAAGUACCUGUCACUGACGAGAUUCAGCGCGUCAUGGAUCAAGUCACCCAGCAUGAUGAUUCGAUUCACCCCUAUACCGAUGAUACCAACCAAUACCUUCACAUAAGUCUUAGUCGAUGUCUUUUCCUCAGAGAACAUCAAUUGCAAAGCUUCACUGAGUGUGUCCGACGCAAUGUAAGCAAUAUAACAACAUGUAAUAUAUCAUUCGCUCAGGUGUCGCUCUUGUCGAACGAUGAAAAAACUCGAUCGUUUGUCACGUUGGAAGUAGGAGCCGGAUACCAUGAGCUCGUAUCGUGCUUGAAAUCAGUGGAUAAGGUGGUCCAGAGUUUUCACCAGCCUGUAUUUUACAAGCCACCUCGAUUUCAUGCAAGUAUAGCUUGGUCUCUGAAAUUGCCGCCGCUCGAAUCAGCCAUCGCCUCAUUACCCGAGUCACUGGAGGACAAAGUCAUCUCAUUAUCGUUUCCCAUCGACAAAAUUAUUGUCAAAAUGGGAAAUCGUAUUGUAGAUAUCGGAUUAAAAACAAAAGAAAAAUAACAAAGAAACAAGUUGGUCACUUGUCACAGCAGCUAGACAUUUCUUCGGACUUUUGUUUGGGAGAUGUUUUUUAUAGAAAAA